Molecule: messenger RNA, 8153 nt
Organism: Etheostoma spectabile (orangethroat darter)
Lineage: Eukaryota; Metazoa; Chordata; Actinopteri; Perciformes; Percidae
Gene: myo10l3
Product: myosin X, like 3
Exons: 41
Coding region: 275-6547 (2090 amino acids)
Biological process (GO): axon extension; signal transduction
Cellular component (GO): cytoskeleton; myosin complex; axonal growth cone
Molecular function (GO): cytoskeletal motor activity; ATP binding; protein binding
Source: RefSeq, a predicted model, not a curated record
AUUGAAACGACUAGACAGCAGCAACACGGCACAGCCCCACACAGGCUUCACGGGACACUCAACAAACAGUGAAGAAGACUUUGUAGGAAGUGUAGGAAAAUAGGACUGCAAAUGUCUCGACUCUUUUAAACGGGGGGACGGAACGAAGAACUUUUCUUUAUAGGCUACUAACGACGCGGAUGGAAAUCAUUUGGGAAUACAGCUUCCUCUCCUCCUCAACCGUGGUACCCUGAACUCAGACUACAAAGGGACGUGAGGAUUGGGCACCGUGAAAAUGGAUACAUUCUUUUUAGAGGGGGCCCGUGUCUGGCUGAGACACAAAGAACAACUCCUCCCCUCCACCGUCAGCUCUUGUAACAAUUUGUCCAUGGUCCUCACUACGGAUUAUGGGAAGGUGAUCAACCUCCAGAAGGCGGAGCUGAACAGAGAGACGGUGUACCCGAUGCUCCCCAGCAGCAUCCAUGGAGUAGAGGACAUGUCCACACUGGCAGAGCUGCAUGAAGCUGCUAUCAUGCACAACCUGUUUUCGCGCUACCAGAAAGACAACAUCUAUACCAACAUAGGUUCCAUCCUGGCAGCAGUAAAUCCCUAUAAGCAUAUAGCGGGCCUGUAUGGCAGCACUGCGGUCGAUCUGUACAGCAAACACCAGAUGGGGGAGCUGCCUCCUCAUAUCUUUGCCGUGGCCAAUGAGUGUUACCGCUGCCUGUGGAAGAGACACGACAGCCAGUGUGUUCUCAUCAGUGGGGAGAGUGGUGCCGGGAAGACUGAGAGCACCAAGCUGCUGCUGAAGUUUCUCUCAGUGAUGAGUCAAAACUCUGCAGGCACUCCGAUGUCAGAGAGGACCACCAGGGUGGAACAGGCUCUCGUCCAGAGCAGUCCCAUCAUGGAAGCCUUUGGGAAUGCUAAGACUGUGUACAACAAUAACUCCAGUCGCUUUGGGAAGUUUAUCCAGCUACACUUUUCCCAGAAUGGAAACAUUCAGGGAGGCUGCAUCAUCGACUAUUUGCUGGAAAAGAACCGUGUGGUUCGACAGAAUCCUGGAGAGAGAAACUACCACAUCUUCUACGCUCUGUUAGCAGGGGCGGACAAAGACCACAGAGACAUGUAUCUCCUGUCUGAGUGUCCUGAGUUGUAUCACUACCUUAGUCAGUCAGGCUGCAUGCAGGACAUCAGUUUGGAUGACAAGCAGCUCUUUGACAGUGUGAUGGAGGCCCUGAAAGUGAUGGAGUUCACUGAGGAGGAAAUCAGAGACGUCUUCAAGUUGCUGUCUGCUGUCCUCCAGAUGGGCAACAUUGAAUUCAUGACCGCUGGUGGAGCUCAGAUCACUUCCAAAGGCGUUGUCAGUAAUGUCAGCGAGCUGCUCGGCCUGGACUCCUUCCAGCUGUCAGAGGUGUUGACCCAACGCUCCAUGAUCCUCAGAGGAGAGGAGAUCUGUUCACCACUUACUGUGGAGCAGGCUGUGGACUCGCGGGACUCAGUUGCCAUGGCACUUUAUUCUCAGUGUUUCUCCUGGAUCAUAAUGAGGAUCAACCAGAAGAUCAAAGGCAAAGACAACUUCAAGUCUAUCGGCAUCCUGGACAUCUUCGGCUUUGAGAACUUUGAGGUGAACAGGUUUGAACAGUUUAACAUCAACUAUGCCAACGAGAAACUCCAGGAGUAUUUCAACAAGCACAUCUUCUCGCUGGAACAGUUGGAGUACAACAGGGAGGCGAUCCAGUGGGAGGCCAUCGACUGGAUGGAUAACGCAGAGUGUCUGGAUCUCAUAGAAAAGAAACUGGGCAUGUUGGCUCUUAUCAAUGAGGAGAGUCGAUUCCCCAAAGGCACGGAUUACACCCUCCUGGAGAAACUGCACAGCCGACACGCAACAAACCCAUACUAUGUGAAGCCCCGAGUGGCCGACCACCAGUUUGGCGUCAAGCACUACGCUGGAGAGGUGCUGUAUGAUGUGCGUGGGAUCCUGGAGAAGAACAGAGACACCUUCAGAGAUGACAUCUUGUUUAUUCUUAAAGACAGCAGGCUUGACUUCAUCUAUGACCUCUUUGAGCGUGUCGGUAGCAGAAAUGGAGACGAGACCCUAAAGAUGGGCACGGCCCGACGCAAGCCCACUGUCAGCUCUCAGUUCAGGGACUCUCUCCAUUCCCUGAUGGCCACACUAAGUACCUCCAACCCCUUUUUUGUACGCUGCAUCAAACCAAACAUGGACAAGAAGGCCAAUCAGUUUGAUCCUGAUGUGGUCCUGAACCAGCUGAAAUACUCUGGGAUGUUGGAAACUGUGAAGAUCCGCAAGGCCGGAUUUCCCGUCCGUAGAACCUUUAAGGACUUCUACAGCAGGUACAAGAUGAUCCUGAAGAACAAAAUCCACUCAGGCGAUGAGAAGCAGAGCUGCUUGGAGCUACUCACACUUCAUGACAAAGCCAAGACAGAGUGGCAACUGGGGAAGACAAAGGUGUUCUUGAAGGAGGCCCUGGAGCAAAGGCUGGAGAAACAGAGGGAAGAGGUGCGGCGCAAGGCUGGCAUGGUUAUCCGCGCCCACAUCCUCAGCUAUGUGGCAAGGAAACAGUAUAAGAGGGUUCAGUCCAGCGUCGUCACCAUCCAGAAGAACUACCGCGCUCACUUUUGGAGACGCGUCUUCCUACGCCUGCGGUUUGCCACCAUCAUCCUGCAGAAACAUCACAGAGGCCAGCUGGCCCGAUCCCUCCUCCACCAGCUCAAAGAGGAGAAACAGAAGCGAGAGGAGGAGGAGGAGAGGAAGAGGAGAGAAGAGAAAGAGGAGAGGAGGAGAGUAGAGGAGGAGAGGAAGAGACAACAGGAGGAGGAGGAAAAGAGAAUGAGGGAGGAAGAAGAGAGGCACAGGCUCAUGGACGAGGAGAUGAAGAGGAGGGAGGAGCUGAGACUGAUGAAGGAGAAAGAGGAAGGGCAGAAAAUGUCAGCUAAAGCAGAUGAGAAAAGAAACUUGCUGGUAAAUGGUGUUUGUCAGAAGAAGGAGCUGUCCCAGACGUUGUCCCAGAGUCACACCUCUGAGGAGGAGAGCCGUCAGAUGGAGGAGAUCCUGCGACUGGAGAGGGAGAUCGAGCGCCUGCAGAAGCAGCAGGAAGAUGGCGUGUCCCUUCUCGGAGACGUCUCCCAUGAGGAGCUACGGCAGAUGAGAGACGCUGAGAUCUACAGACUGGAGAAGGAAGCUUCCCGUGUGGCUACUGAGUUUCUGGAGCUCUUGGACUUUGGUGGUUUAGAGCCAUCGCUCUCAAGUGAGGAGAAUCUCCACGACCCGACUGAAUCUACAGCCCCUCUGGCCGAGGAGGAGGUUGACGAGGGUUUCCACGCUGAUGAUGAGUGCGUUCCUUUGCCUGAUUUCCCUCCUCCGGCUGCGGUUCCUCUAGACAAAGAAGUAUUCCAAAGUAUUCCCCCUCCUCCACCUGCCUUUGCAGAAGGAUUAGUUGCCACCCCUUCCUCUGCCUCCUGUCCUGCAACGACAAAGCUCUCCCCACUUGCCCCCAAUGGGCUGAGUCAUGCCCCUGCUCUCACAGACUCCAGAACCUCCAGACCUCCUUCUGUAGUCACUAAUGGAGAAAGGCGGCCGUGCGAAAGAGCCAGCAAGGGGUCAGACUUUGAGUCUGUGAACGAGGAGCCUUCCCACUCAAACCAGCUAGACACAGAGUCAGACUACGACCAGGAGGAGUUUGAGGAGGCCCAUGGGAGCUCAGGUGCUAGCAUCAACGACGGCCAUAUCACAGAUGAGGAGGUGUUGCGAAAAUCCUCCUGUACCCAAAACAGCUUGGACUCUUUCAGAGGCAGCUCAGACUCGUUCAUUGACAGCGAUGAGGACAAUGAUGGCUAUGUGGACACAGAUGAGGAAGUUUCCAAUGGGAGAGUGAAUCUGCUGAAUGGUAGUGGGCCUCCAUACUUCCAUGGCUACCUCUACAUGAAGAGUGGUCUGAUGAUCCCAUGGCGUCGUCGCUGGUGUGUCCUAAAGGAUGAGACCUUCAUGUGGUUUCGGGCCAAGCAGGACUCCCUCAAAUCCGGUUGGCUCUACAAGAAAGGAGGAGGGAUGUCCACUUUGUCUCGGCGCAACUGGAAGAUGCGCUGGUUUGUUCUGCGGGAGUCAAAGCUCAUGUACUUUGAAAGCGACAGUGAAGAGAAGCUAAAGGGAACUAUUGAUAUCCGCACAGCCAAAGAGAUAGUGGACAAUCAUGAGAAGGAAAAUGCACUGAAUAUUGUGACUGAGGAGAGGACCUACCACAUAUACGCAGAGUCUCCAGAAGAUGCCAGUGGUUGGUUUAAUGUGCUGAGUCGGGUCCACAGCGUCAGCCCGGAGCAGCUCAUGGAGAUGCACCAUGAACAGGCCAACCCAAAGAAUGCAGUGGGCACACUAGAUGUGGGUUUGAUCGAUUCUGUUUGUGCAUCAGACAACCCAGAUAGACCAAACUCAUUUGUGAUCAUCACAGCUAACCGGGUGAUCCACUGCAACACAGACACACCUGAGGAGAUGCACCACUGGAUCGGCCUGCUGCAGAAAUCCAAGGGAGACUGCAAGGUUGACGGACAGGAGUUCUUAGUCAGAGGCUGGCUACAUAAAGAGAUGAAGUCUGGAGCCAAAAGCACUUCUUUGAAGCUGAAGAAGCGCUGGUUUGUUCUCACCACUACCUCUCUGGAUUAUUACAAGUCGUCGGAGCGUAGCACCUCCAAACUGGGAACUCUGGUCCUCAACAGCCUCUGCUCUGUGGUGCAGCCAGAUGAGAAGGUCUUCAAGGACACUGGCUACUGGAAUAUAAUCAUCCAUGGACGUAAACACUCUUACCGUCUUUACACCAAAAUGCUGAAUGAAGCCAUGCGGUGGGCAAAUGCCAUACAGGGGGCAAUAGACAGCAAAGUUCCCAUUGAAACGCCAACACAACAACUCAUCAGGGACAUCAAGGAAAGCAGUUUGAAUGUGGAGGCUGUGGAGCAGACAUAUUGGAGGAACCCCAUCCUGAGAUAUACCCAGCAUCCUUUGCACUCCCCUCUUCUACCGCUGCCCUAUGGAGAUGUCAGCGUCCACUUGCAAAGGGAAAAGGGUUAUACCAGCCUGCAGGAUGAGGCAGUGAAGAUUUUCAACUCACUGCAGGAGAUGGAGGCCGUGUCAGACCCUGUCCCAAUCAUCCAGGGAAUCCUUCAGACCUGUCAAGACUUGAGGCCGUUAAGAGAUGAGGUUUACUGUCAGCUGAUCAAACAAACCAAUCAUGUCCCACACCCAAACAGUCCUGCCAAUCGCGCCCACUGGCAUCUCCUGACCUGUAUGUGCUGCACCUUCCUGCCCAGCCGAGGCAUCCUACGCUACCUCAGGUUUCACCUCAAAAGGAUUAAGGAGCUGUUCCCUAGUACAGAGAUUGAAAUGUUUGCCCAUUUCAUCGGUGAGUCUCUGAAGAAGACCAAGAACAGAGAGUUUGUUCCCUCUCAAGAGGAAAUUGUAGCAUUGCUUACCAGACAGGAAAUGACCACCACAGUGUACUGCCAUGGAGGAGGCUCCUGCAAAAUCUCCAUUAACUCACACACCACUGCUGGAGAGGUGGUGGAGAAGCUAAUCCGAGGUCUGGCUAUGGAGGACAGCAGGAACAUGUUUGCACUAUUUGAACACAACAACACUAUUGACAGAGCUGUGGAAAGCAGGGUUCUUGUGGCUGAUGUUUUGGCUAAAUUUGAAAGACUUGCUGGCAGUGAGGAUGAAGGCCAAUGGAAACUCUAUUUUAAACUCUACUGCUUCCUGGAUGUGGAGAGCAUGCCUAAAGAAGGAGUGGAGUUUGCGUUCAUGUUUGAGCAGGCCCAUGAGAGUUUGACCCGGGGCCACUUUCCUGCCCGUGAGGAGACCCUGCAGCACCUGGCUGCGCUACGCCUGCAGUUUCUGUUUGGAGACAAAGCAAGAGUCACCUGGAGCCUGGAAAACGUCUAUCCCGUGGGCCGCCUACGCAAUCGCAUCCUCCAGUUCACCAAGGUGGGUGGCGCAUCUGGGUCAGGCCAAACUCUGGAGCGCCGGAGGACUAGCUUCCUGGACGGGACCCUGCGGCGGGGGUUGAAGACGGGCUCAAUGAAGAAGCAGCGCAUGGAGGAGGAGCAGAUGUUGGAGAUGUGGAUAAAGGAGGAGACAUCUGCCACCAGGGCGAGCAUCGGGGAGAAGUGGUCCCGCCUCACUGGUCUAGACCAGCACCAGGCUAUGAUCAAAUACAUGACCAUCAUCAAGGAGUGGCCUGGAUAUGGAUCCACACUGUUUGACGUUGAGUGCAAAGAAGGAGGUUUCCCUCAUGAUCUCUGGUUGAGUGUGAGCGCUGAAAAUGUGUCUGUCUACAAGAGAGGAGAGCCCAAGCCUCUGGAGACCUUCCAAUAUGAGCACAUUAUUUUCUUUGGCGCUCCACAGCCCUGCACCUACAAGAUCACUGUGGAUGAGAGAGAAAUGCUGUUUGAAACACCACAAGUUGGAGAGAUCACAAAGAUCAUGAAAGCCUACAUAAACAUGAUUGUGAAGAAGCGCUGCAGUGUGAAGUCUGUGUCCAGUUAUGGAACCAACUGGAUCAGGUGAUUGACAUACAGGACUCAAAAUGUUCAUUAAGCAUUGGGAGAAGAUGAAGAGAUGGCAAAAGGAGCAAAUCUCCUCGACAGAGAUUGUGUUUCAGAGCUUAUGACUGGCUGCUUAUUAACACAGACAAAUUCCAUCCAGAACGAUUCAUUUCUAUACAGACACAAAACAUGGCAAAAGUGGAAACAUUUAAGCAUCAGCACCAUUUAAAGCUUUACAGUCGUCCUAACUGUUCCUCCCCCUCCAUGCAGUCUCCAAACAUGAUACUCGCUCUUAUAAGUUUCAGUGGUCAUUUCUCACAUCUUACUUGAAAUGUAAUUUAGGUGUCUCUUCAUGGAUUUUGUUUUUUCAAUAUCUAAGAAUACCAAAACCCUGUCUCACAUUUCAAUAUUGACAUUCAUUCAACAUCUGAAUUAGGACCCUGGGUGUAAAUUUUCUAAAAACAUCCAAACUAGAUAAAAGAAUGUGUUGCGGCGGGAAACUGACUGAGAUGUCGCCUGUCAUUGUCGCCCCAUUGAAAUGAAUGUUCUCCUGAAUGGAGAUUCCCUCAGGUGAAUGUGUGAUAUAACUGUCCCAGGGAGAUUAUCUCCCUCAUCUUGCCUUUAUUUUAGCUGUUCUGGACUAAAAGAUUCUGUGCCAAUGCGGCCUUUCAGGAAUUGAAUAUAUAUCUUGGGGUGUCGAGUAUCUUUGUUGUUAUGGCUUCCACUGGUGAUGUGCUACAAAAGCACAUCCCUAUCUUUAAAAAAAAAACUGAAAAUUCAACACGAAUAACCACUGCAUCAGUGGAGAUGCAACGUCUGUUACCACUGCAGUCAAGGAUUUUCUCAAACGGCAGGGUUAUUAAAUCAUUCAAACUAUUUGCGCUUCUUUCCUAGAAGAAGUAUUUGGUGUUGAAUUGUUUUAUUGUGUAUUGACUUGAGGGUAUGUAUCUGAAACUGAUCGCUUGUUCAGUAUGGCUGUGUCUAAAGAUUUUUUAACUGUUUUUUAGUGAUGUCAAAAACCAUGUGAUGGUGUGGUAUUUAUUUAUGGAAGUAUCAAAUGAUUGUGAGAAUAGGCAGAUUGAGCGAGGUGAAAAGCGCGCAGGAAAUGUAUUGAUGCAGUUGCCCUAGUACUUUUGUUUUCUGUUUUUUUGUGCAGUCAGGGACACAGAAAUCUAGAUUUUCUAGAUAAUGUAGUUGUUGAUAACUUGCAAUUUUUAUGCCGUUUUGUGCCCUGUUUCUGAGCUUUUGUCAACGUAAAAUAACCUAAGUGUGUUGCCCUCGAGUUGACACCCAACAUGCUCAAUUGCUUUUAUUAACGUUACAUAUUUUCUCUCUUCCAAUAUAAAUGAACACAAAGGAUACCUAGCCAGUUGACUUACAGUAUAGAAAGACUAUGAUCCAAACAUAAUGAGCUUAGUAUUUACCUCACAUUGCAUUACUGUCUUCCAUCGCUCUCCAAUCCUAUACUCACUUAGGCGAUCUGGUCAGCUGCCGGCGGCCACACCAGAGACUGAACUUGCCAUUGACGAUGACUGUAUUUCUGAGAUUUCUGAUUGUUUUGAAGAAGAAAAUUCAGAAAAUGUUUUAUAUUAGAAUUUAAAGAUGCUUUAAUAAAUUAUUGUAUUUGA